This is a messenger RNA of Oxyura jamaicensis (ruddy duck), 1541 nucleotides long. RefSeq names its product coiled-coil domain containing 89 (gene CCDC89). The record is from RefSeq and is a predicted model, not a curated record. The coding region runs from base 116 to 1279 and encodes 387 amino acids. NCBI's taxonomy places the organism in Eukaryota, Metazoa, Chordata, Aves, Anseriformes, Anatidae. The transcript is spliced from 3 exons.
GGGCAUUGAGCCUUGGCGUGAGUGAUUGAGCCCCGCAUCGCCAUGGACACAGCGUGUGGCAACAAAUGGGCUGAGGAAAGCAAGAACCUGAUGAGGAGCCAGACUUUUAACCUGCAUGCCUAAAAUAAUCCAGCGAAUCAGCAUCAACACUCACAUAAGGAACCAUUUCUCCAGGCACCGUCUUUCUAUCACAGUAAUUAUCAACAGCGGCUCCAUGGCUCAGGAUGAGAGAGAAGCAGGGAUGGCCAGCCCCACAAGCGAUCCGGAGGUGGGCAGGGACGGGGAAGAUCUGACAAAAGGCCCGGAGGUACUUUGUGAAGGCCCUGAAGGGGAGAAGAGUGAGAAGGCUCUGCUGCGGGCACGCCUGGAAGAGCAGCACCGCCUUAUCUGUGUGCUGAAGAAGAAAGCAGAUGACGCACGCAAGCGCUGCAAAGGCCUGGAGCAGCUCAACAUGGAACUGGAGAAACUGAGGCUGGAGGACGCCGUGAAACUGGAAAGCCAGACCCAACGCGUCCGGCACUUGGAGGGGCGCUUCGUGGACCUGGCCAACAACCACGAGAAAAUGAUCUACUUCAAGAAUGAGCACAAGAGGCAGAACAAGCAGCUGUGGGAGGAGAAUCAGCGCCUGCAGCAGGAGAACGAGACUCUCUUCAGCCAAACCAUACAGGAGAAGGAAGCCGAAGUGUUCCAGCUCGCUGCCCAGGCCCAAAAUCUCUCGCAGCAGUUAGACUCCUUACACGAGAAACGCGCUUACGAGAGUUGCAGAGCCCAGGAGCGUGAAAAGGAGCUGCUGGAAGCCCAGAGCCAGCAGGCGAGUGCCCAUGCCCGGGAGGUCGAUGCGCUGAAGCAGCAGCUGCAGUGCCUGCAGGAGGAGCACCAACAAAUCGUUGCGCAGGUAGAGCACGGAGAGAGCCAGCAGAAGGCUCAGGACAGCGAGCUGCAGGCCAAGCUGGAGAAGGCGAACGAGGAGAAAGAGCAGCUGCUGACCCUGGCCAUGGAGAGGGGCAAAGCCCUGCAGGACAAGCAACGGGAGAUCAUGCAGCUGGGGAAGAAGCUGGAGAGUGCGGAGAGGGCCAGGCUGAGAGCAGAGAAGCGCUUUGUGAAAGACGCAGCAGCAAACUAUCAUCGGAUGGUCCAGGAGCUGCAACAGGAGCUAGAGAGCAGCAAGCAGGCAUACAGCGAACUCUCGCUGCAGUUUGAUGCCUACAGAAAGCACAGUAUGGAUUUACUGGCCAAAGAAAAAGAGCUGAACGUCAAACUCCGUCACUUUAAGGCCUGACUUCAGCUUUCUGCUCUCUUCUCAUCUCAGCAGGUGCCUCUGGUGUAGCACAGCGCUUCUUUUUGUUCCUUUUCAUGCGACCGUCCUCCAGCAGGUCUCUCUGUCAUGUACUUACCAGCUUAAAUCCUUCUGAAACAACUGUUCCUAGCUUCUUAUUUUUUUUCGGUUACUGUUACAUAAGUAAGAGCUCGACACCAUUAAAUCUGAGCGGGGGUUGUCACACUAGCCAAUCCACGGCAGUAACAUGAAAGAUUAGAACAGC